This is a messenger RNA of Aspergillus alliaceus, 942 nucleotides long. Its product is annotated as transferase. The record is from RefSeq and is a predicted model, not a curated record. Gene Ontology annotation, cellular component: cytoplasm. Gene Ontology annotation, molecular function: glutathione transferase activity. The transcript has 3 exons. Bases 1 to 942 code for a protein of 313 amino acids. NCBI's taxonomy places the organism in Eukaryota, Fungi, Ascomycota, Eurotiomycetes, Eurotiales, Aspergillaceae.
AUGUCCUGUGCGAUGAAACCGCCGGCGGCCAAUUGCCCGACGUUAGCAGAACAUGGCGCCAAGCUCUCCCCAGAGAAAGACCGCUAUGUGCUCUACAUAAGUAUGAUGUGCCCUUUUGCACAUCGAGUUAACCUAGUACGGUCUUUGAAAGGCUUAAAGUCAUGGAUUCAGCUCGUUGUCCUUGACCCUGAGUUGGGUUCAAACGGCUGGUUCUUCUCUGGACGUUUCGGGACCGCGGAACGCGACCCCCUGUAUGGAUUUAAAUACCUCAAAGACUUAUAUCUGAAGUCUGAGCCGGGGUACACAGGCAGAAGCUCGGUACCGAUGCUGUGGGAUAAGAAAACUGAAAAAGUGAUCAGCAAUGAGAGCGGCGACCUAAUGCGCAUGCUGUACAGUUCUUUCGACGCUCUUCUUCCGCCCGAGCUCCAAGAGAUGAAUCUACCGGGGGGCGGUUUCUACCCAAAUGAUCUUCGAGCCGAUAUUGAGAAGCUCAAUUCGUUGAUCCACUCCAGCCUUAAUGCUGGGGUCUAUAAUGUGGGCCUGGCCUCGAGUCAGGAGGCGUAUGACGAAGCAAGCGACAAGGUGUUUGAUUUAUUAGACCAGGUGGAACAGCGGUUACAGUCAAACCGUUUUCUACUAGGGCCAAACAUUACAGAAACCGACUUGCGCUUAUACACGUCUAUAGCACGGUUUGAUGUGGCCUACUAUACUGUAUUUCGAUGCAACCUAAAGAUGAUACGCCUUGACUACCCUGCAAUUGACCGAUGGUACCGUCAAUUGUACCACACUGGCGUGCCUUGGUCCCAGUCUGCCUUUGAGGAGACGACCGACUUUUUCGCCUGUAAGUUCGGGUAUACAAAGUUCUAUGAGAGCCGGAGAGUAGGCGCAAAGGACAUAAUCCCUGCGGGACCAUCACCCGCUAUCCUACCUCCCCGUGCAUAG